AUGAAUAAGCCUGCUUCGACCCUGGUCCUCGAAUCAAUGCCUCAGCAAUUAAGAGCAAGACAUGUGGGCGAUGACUGGACAGGGGUUACAAGUCCAGCAGAGAGACGGAAGCGGCAGAAUCGGAUCCAUAAAAGGGCGUAUCGUAUAUCUCAUAGUACCUAUACUCUCUUUCUUUAUUCCCCGCACAGCGAAUCAGUGGCUCAUUUUGUCGCCGCAGAAAAGAAGAGGCAUGAACUCCUCGGCAGUCAGCCGAGCCUGAGCCACCCUUCUGUUGCUCCUACUGGCAAUUCUAGUGAGCAUAUAGAGAGUCAGGUACCAGGUCAAGAUUAUAAGCAUGGCGCGCCUCGACUCGACCACCUCAACAUUAUAGUAAGGGUCAAUGUCCUUGCUGCUUUCGCCCACAACGCGACGCUUCUCGGCUUUAAGUUCAGAGGGUUAUGUUGUUCAAACCUCGUAUUGCCGUUCAACCAACAACAGGGCCCCGACUUGAUCGAAACUGUCACGCCAUCGCAAGGGUGUCCAGACUGGCUUCACCCAACACCGUUACAGAUGACUGUGCGGCACCAUCCCUGGAUCGACCUGAUACCUAUUCCUCGCCUGCGUGACAACAUCUUGCGCACUAUUCAGCAUGGGACUCACGAUAACACUCCUUUAGCUAUGGAUAUUCUCGACGUGCGAGACAUGAGAAGCGAAGCAGCUUGUCUUAUUGUAUGGGGCGAGUCCUGGGACCCCGACGGAUGGGAGGUGGCGCCGCUUACCAUGUUAACCAGUUCAAACCUCACCACGUAA
Messenger RNA from Fusarium vanettenii 77-13-4, 789 nucleotides. RefSeq lists its product as uncharacterized. Lineage: Eukaryota; Fungi; Ascomycota; Sordariomycetes; Hypocreales; Nectriaceae. The coding region runs from base 1 to 789 and encodes 262 amino acids. The record is from RefSeq and is a predicted model, not a curated record. The transcript is spliced from 2 exons.